Messenger RNA from Heterostelium album PN500, 297 nucleotides. RefSeq lists its product as uncharacterized. Lineage: Eukaryota; Evosea; Eumycetozoa; Acytosteliales; Acytosteliaceae. The coding region runs from base 1 to 297 and encodes 98 amino acids. The transcript has 3 exons. The record is from RefSeq and is a predicted model, not a curated record.
AUGAAAGAUGACAGUCAUCUUAUAAACAAUGUCAAUAAUAAUAAUCAAAUCAUAAGAAAUCCUCAAUUACCACCACAACCACCGCCACCACCACCAGCCGAUAAUCAUGUGAAAGAACAUUUAGAAACAGUAACACCACCGAUUGGUCAUGUCGAUAUAGAAAUUUUAGAAACAAUACCACCGCUUGAUAAUGUAAAUGUCGAUCAACUAGAUAAUAAUAACAAUAAUAAUAAGGAAGAGAUCAGUUACCAUAUCAUUAGACAAAAGAUAGAUAGUUGUUUCGUGUUAAUUAAUUAA